This is a messenger RNA of Populus euphratica (Euphrates poplar), 2646 nucleotides long. RefSeq names its product Pentatricopeptide repeat (PPR-like) superfamily protein. Bases 191 to 1555 code for a protein of 454 amino acids. NCBI's taxonomy places the organism in Eukaryota, Viridiplantae, Streptophyta, Magnoliopsida, Malpighiales, Salicaceae. The transcript is spliced from 3 exons. Gene Ontology annotation, molecular function: protein binding. The record is from RefSeq and is a predicted model, not a curated record.
CAAACGCCUACUGGGUGCAGUGCCAACACUUCCUUGUCCAAAAGGAACAGCAAGAAUUACAUCAAAGUUUGAAACUCCCUUGUCUUAGCAGCAAGAUUUGUUUGAGAGUUUGAAUCUUUUCAGGCAACAAUUGUUAUUGGUAUGCAAAUCUUGCCUCUUCGUGAAAUUGAGCCCCAUUGGAUAAUUAGUAAUGGUCAGUAGAUCAUCGACUAGGUUCUUGAAUAUUUGUAUAGCUUCUUUUUGCAAAGCCAAGCAUUUACGAAGAGCAGAAACUGUGAUUAUUGAUGGUGUAAGAUUAGGUGUUUUGCCUGAUGUUGUUACUUACAAUACAUUGAUCAAUGCUUACUCUCGUUUUGUUAGUUUUGAUGCUGCUUAUUCAAUUCUUGAUAGAAUGAAAGAAGCCAGUAUAAAACCUGAUAUUGUUACUUACAAUUCUUUGAUUGCUGGUGCCAUGAGGCAUUGUUUGUUGUCAAAUUGUAUGGAUUUGUUUGAAGAAAUGCUUGAGUUGGGGAUAAAACCUGAUAUUUGGAGUUAUAAUACUUUGAUGCAUUGUUUUUUUAAGCUAGAAAGACCUGAUGACGCAUAUCGGGUAUUUACGGAUAUUAUACUUUGUUAUUUAUCACCUUCUCAUGCUACUUAUAAUACUAUGCUUAAUGGGCUUUGCAAGUGUGGUUUUGUGGAGAAUGCGCUCAUGUUGUUUAGGAAAUUAAAGAGACAUGGGUUUGUUCCUUCAUUGGUUACUUAUAAUAUUCUUAUUAAUGGGUUGUGUAAAGCUUGGAAAUUGAAGACAGCUAGGUGGAUGCUCAAGGAGCUUGGUGCAUCUGGACUUGUUCCAAAUGUUAUAACGUAUACUACAGUCAUGAGGUGUUGCUUUAGAUCUAGGAGGUUUGAACAAGGGCUUGAGAUAUUUGAAGAGAUGAUUGAUAAGGGAUAUACCUUUGACGGUUUUGCGUAUUGCACAGUUGUUGGUGCUUUGGUCAAGACUUGUAGGAUUGAAGAAGCAAGUCAUUAUAUGGAGCAGAUGGUGAGCACUGACAUUGGUCUUGAUAUGGCAUCUUAUAAUACACUCAUUAAUUUGUAUUGUAAAGGUGGUAAGUUGGAAAUGGCACAUGGAGUACUUGAUAAAAUGGAAAAGGAAGGUUUUGAACGUGAUGAGUAUACAAACACAAUUCUGAUGAAUGGGUUGUGUGAGGAAGGCGAUGUUGAGGGGGCCAUGGAGUAUAUGAAUGUAGCGGGUUUCAAUUCAAACUUGGUUGCUUUAAACACCAUGGUUGAUAGGUGUUGUAAAGCUGAUCGGAUUGAUUAUGCUUUUAAAAUCUUUGAUUCAAUGGAUAUGAGGGAUUCUUUUACCUACUCCUCCUUGAUUCACAAUCUUUGCAAGGUUGGAAGGUUCCGUUGUGCAUCAAAGCUCUUGCUCUCUUGUGUGAGAAGUGGCACAAGAAUUCUCCCAUCUGCUAAGCGUGCGGUUUUUGAUUGUCUUCGUCAUUCUGGUCAUCAAAGAGAAGCAAAGAGACUUAAAUCAGAAAUCAAAUUGGCUCUUUCCGCAGUUGUUUAGGUUCACUAUGCAGUUGGAACAUUUUUCUAGUGAAACUUAUUCAAUUUAUUGGUCAUUUACAAGGUAAAUGCAAAUGCCACUUUUGUUGAAGUAGAAAUGUAAACAUUCACAGUUAUCUUUGGAGCUCCAAGAACACUUUUUUGGCUAAUAAGAACUAUUGUAAAAAGAUACAGAUUGGUCUAUUGAAGCAGGGUAAUGAAAAUGAAUAUCAUUCAUAUAUCACCAUUGUAACAUUGUUCUUGACUAGAGCAUGUUUGGCCUAAUCCGCUCUUGCUGAAGAAAGGACAUAGUACCAACCAUGCAAACAUUGAUGGAUGAUAGAAGAACAAACACAUGACAGUUUUUCGGUGAUCUCACAGGUGAAACUCUUUAUAUGUCAAUGAUGGUGUAAUUGGACUUCUUUUGAGUUCAAGUUUAAUGAUAAACUUGAUUGUACGCUCUAUCUGACUGCCUUCCAAUACUUGCAUGACUUGAAUAUGAUUUAUGGUGUGUAUCAAUUUGCAGAUGGGCUACGUUGAUUCAACUUAUUGACAUGAAGUUAGAAUAUUUGAUGAAAAAAGGUUGUGAAUAUUUGAAGGAGGAAAUGCUAUGUGCAUGAAAAGUUGCUUCUGAUCCAUCAUAGUUUCCCAGCUAGAUGACUCAUCAGACCUCUGAACCGUUGAGCUUCAAUCCCUUUCACCACUGGUUAAUGCUGCCGCAACAAACUCCAUCACUCCUUUAACACAUCAGGUUGAUAAAGUAGAAAAUAUUGUUUGUGCUCUGUUUGUUUGGAGCCAUCGUAUUCCGGACACCAUUUAAAUCUCACUCAAUGAAGUUAUGUGGCCACAGCAUACCCUUCUCACUCACUAAUCAAUUUCCAGGCGAGUCACUUUGAUCGGGAAUUCUUUUGUAGCAUAGUAAUUUCACCGUGAACAAUAAUAUUGUCCUCCAUAUAAUUAAAAAUCCUUCGUUUUUUGUGUUCCCUUUUGUUUUUGUUGCAUUUUCUUCGCAUAAUCGAUGCAAAAGGAGCUGUAACAUUCUGGGAGUCUUGCAAGCGUACUCUUGUUGCCUGCGUAAGCUACUGAAGUGUUCACUAGAAUUGUGUUCGUUGA